AUGUCUGACAACCGCGAAAAGCUUUUCUCUCAAGAGAACAAUGAACGCCGAGACUCAUUCACUAGUCUAUUCCACACUGAUGACACACCGCUGCCUGAAGGGCUUGAGAACCUCGCAGAACUCGCAGAACUCGCACCGCAAAUCCACCGGGGAAAAGGCGUCAGUCCUCAAUUUAAGCCGACGAUAGAGCACUUUUCGAAGAAACUUGCCGUGCUAGUCUCGGUGACCAGCGGCGAGGCACACCCUGACGCUCCUCAGUCCAUCCUCGCAUUCCAUUUGCUCACGAAUCAGCAGCUUGAUGAUAUUGCUCGCCACUACCAUCAAGUCUGGCCUCCGAUGCCCGAGAGCUUUGAGUACCCCAAAAUGAUCCCUGCCUGGAUUGGCACCGAGUCCGAAGACACGACUGACAUUGCGACAAAGCGUCGUCGGAUUGGUCGUUUUAUCGGGAUGCGUGGCUGUGAAAGUCCUGUUGAGUCUUCUUUUGGUUUGUCUGUUCAUGCUACAGAAGAUUCAGGAACACUAGAUGCUGACCAAGAUGAGUGCCCUGGACUCGCGCAGAGAUUGGAGCGUGAGUGGCAGGAGGCCAUGUUGCGAGCUCGCAUGGAGGGCUCUUCGGACCUGAUUCUGCCACCAAAAGGUCGUUUUUGA
Talaromyces rugulosus is the source of this 648-nucleotide messenger RNA. RefSeq lists its product as uncharacterized. The transcript has a single exon. NCBI's taxonomy places the organism in Eukaryota, Fungi, Ascomycota, Eurotiomycetes, Eurotiales, Trichocomaceae. The coding region runs from base 1 to 648 and encodes 215 amino acids. The record is from RefSeq and is a predicted model, not a curated record.